AUGGCAACCUCGCGCCGAGAAGAACUGCUUCGGCUGAAGCGCACCGACCAUAAGACGGAACACUUGGUGCUCCAUGUCGCGGACCAUUCGACAAGCCCGGACACGCUAGAUCUGAAGCUGGUUGGAACCGACACCGAACGUCUGUAUCACGGCAACGUGGAAGAAUCUUCUCUCGAGACCCUGCAGGCAAGCAAUUUCAAGGGCAAUCUUGCAGAGUUCAAGACAGUGCUCUCAUAUGCCUUGCUCCACCAACUUCCAAAAGGGCCCUUUCCGGAUGUCCUGGAAGGAGUGGAGACCGUGGCGGCGGUCGAUAUCAAGACCUUUACUGUCACUAUUCGUAAGAAUAUUAGCGGCAUUACUCAGAAGCUGGCCGCAAUCAAGCUCGAAGAAGACACUGGGAAUAUCGAGGUGAACUUCAUCGGCUGGACUGACGAGGCUCUCAUUGACAGAGACGACCUACGAGCUCGCCUUGCUGAUACUGAAGAACACAUGAAGGAGCAGCAAGCACAAGUCGCGCAGUUAUCCGCAGAGCUCGACAAGCUUGUCAAGGCCAAGAAACAGCAUGAGGAGGAGAUGCUAAGCAAGUUUGCUGCGCUAUUGAACGCGAAGAAGCUGAAAAUUCGAGAUCAGCAACGGCUGCUCUCAAGUGCCAAAGUCGAUUUUGACGCAGUAGAGGAAGUCGAGCAAGCUAGAUUGUCCAAUGGCACAAAACGAGUAGGAGCUUCGAGGAAGGGGAAGCGGAAAGCCCACGGCACUGUUGAACCAGCUGCCCCAGAAGUUGAGGAUGAAGGUGAAGACGAUGCGACUGCCGAUGGUACAGAUGACGCCCAAGAAGAAGACAGAAGGCGUCAAGAGACCCCAGAGACUGACGAAGAAGAUCUCGCAGAUGAAGAUCUUGACGUUGAAGGAGACAGCAGUGGGAUGGCGACGGCGAUUGAUGACUCUCAGACGACACGUCGGGUAGCAACAAAGGCGACCCGGAAGGGCCAUCGGGGUCAGCGCAGCUCGCAAAAGAUCAAUGCUGAUAAACAAAAGUCGCCAUCGCCUCAGCGAAAACUGCCGAGCAGAAAGGCGAAAUCACCAGCGAAAGAACCAACUCCACCAGCUCCAUCUAAUGAUGUUGACGAUGUUGACGAUGACGAGACAGACGAUGAGCUUUGA
Messenger RNA from Fulvia fulva, 1161 nucleotides. RefSeq lists its product as uncharacterized. NCBI's taxonomy places the organism in Eukaryota, Fungi, Ascomycota, Dothideomycetes, Mycosphaerellales, Mycosphaerellaceae. Bases 1 to 1161 code for a protein of 386 amino acids. The record is from RefSeq and is a predicted model, not a curated record. The transcript has a single exon.